Molecule: messenger RNA, 426 nt
Organism: Adineta ricciae
Lineage: Eukaryota; Metazoa; Rotifera; Eurotatoria; Adinetida; Adinetidae
Source: the annotation of a GenBank genome assembly
AUGGUAGUUAAUUGGAAAUUACCAAUGUUUUCUGUUACAAAACUCUUUGUUCUCAUUAUGCUUACUACUAGUGUCGAUAGCCAGGUGGUCAUUCGAAAAACUCCUUAUGAUCUAAUGGAUCGAAAUAAUAGCUAUUGGGUCAUGAAAGUCAAUCAGAUGGUUGCCCGACCAUCAUUUCCAGCUAAUAUAUCUUUUCGGACAUUCAAUGGGCCAGUCGUAUAUAACAUUGACUGUUCGACAUCAUCAAACGUUCUUUACAUUAAUGACGAGAUUAUAUUUUUAACAAGCUACAAUUGGACUAUUGGAGUUACAUAUUAUGUUAUGUUAGAUGAAGGUGUGUUAUUUGCCACUAGAUGUCAAAAUUCCUCUACUCAUCAGACUUAUGAUUUCUGGCCUGUUCGAGUGGUUGUACCAAGCAAUGGUUGA